Messenger RNA from Amoebophrya sp. A25, 2901 nucleotides. NCBI's taxonomy places the organism in Eukaryota, Dinophyceae, Syndiniales, Amoebophryaceae. The record is from the annotation of a GenBank genome assembly.
ACACAACCGCUGCAUGGUCGCACGCACAUGCCGUCCUUCAGCGUGGACGCGCAGCACCCAGAAAGGGGCUCUCUGCUCUUCGCAGCAGCAAAACAGGGUCUACUCGGUGUUGUGCGGACUUUGUUGGAAGAUUUCUUCGCUACGCCGGAUCUUCGACAUCCUGUCACGAACGAAACGCCUUUGUACGUGGCCGCUCGGAAUGGGCACACCGAAGUCUACGGGCUGCUGGUGAAGCACGGCGCCGACCCCUUUCUACCCGUGAAACAAACGCAGAGCACCAUGAGGAGUCAGCACCAGAACAGGAGUGUCGGACUUGGACCUACUCAACACACAUAUAAUCUGCAAGCGGCAAGUGCGGUGGCAUCGUAUUCGUAUUUCACGGAAGAGAAAGCGCCCUAUCUAGUGCACCACGUCGAGCGGGAAUAUGCGAGACUCUUGAGUCUACAACUCGCGAGUCUGCAAAUAUCGUCUCCACCGCCUGUAGGGAGUACGCAGACGCAGACGACUGGGCAAUUAUAUGGUGCGGCUGCAACUCAAGCAGGGCUGUCACUGACACGACCAGAAACGCAGUCCCAAACGACAGCAACAACAACAUACAGCAGCAUCAACAUACAGCGUCCAGUGGAACAAGCAGCACGUGGCCAACAAGCGGCGUCGACUGCAUCUGCGUUUGCGCCAGUGAUUAUGGGUGCAGACGGCUGUUUUAGACCGAAUCCAGCAUGGGAGCAACAGAAUAUGGCACAAGUAGAAGUACCUCCGGUCGUGGUACACGACCCACAAGUACAGGCCACACCACUCGUGCAGCAGGGCUCACAAGCGGUGCAGCGGGCGCCACAGCCACAAGAAGUUGGACGAGAGCAGGUACAGGAGCGUGCUCUUGUGGCGCAGCAGUCUUUAUUAAGUUCAAGUGGAAUUAUGGUGGGAAGCAGUUCACCGUCUCCCGUAAGAGGUCACAACCGUAGUAGACGAGUUCGUCUGGCGGUAUCGAACUCCUUCCACAGUCGUCGAAAGAAAGCUAAGAGAGCCCAAAACGCAGCAGCGGGAGAGCUGAAGAGGAAUUCGAAGGCCCAAUCAGAAGAGCCUUCUCCUGUCCUACCUCCGCUGAGCCUUGAGACCGAAGGUUUAGAAUCAGAAGGCGAAGGUUGUAGCCGCGAAUUGUACAACCGGUACAAGGAAAGAACGCCCGAACUAGGAGCAGAACAAAGUUCCCUUCACUUACUUGCAGUGAAAAGGUUGGGGGAGACGGAUGCGGCGAUGGCUAAGCGCUACCUGGAAUUUGUCCCACCUUUUCGUCGUCAUAGUGAAUCCUCUAGUUGUACAAGAAAGCGAGCUUCGUCUUCGUCUGCUAGUGCUGUACGGGCGACAAGGCCUUCCUCUGCUGGACCACGAGGUGGUACAAGAACAGGCACAACCUUGAGAACGACCUCCCUGUCCCUAUCAUCUUCAGAAGCUUCUAGUAGUAAUGAUAGAAGCACCAGCUUGAGGCUCAGGUCUGGAUCAGAAUUUGAUGGAUCAACGGUAACCCCAGUAAACUCCUCAGGUUCAGCUGUCUCAGGCUCAGCGUCAUCCCAUAGCCAACAAGAAUCACCUUCAUUUCCAGAUCCACCCUCAAGAACCUCAUCAGUCACAACUGAUGCUAAUACUACGCCUCCCGCAAUGUCUGCAGCCUCUGCUGGCGCUUCAUCGAUACCUACCGAUCAUAGGAAUGCAGGAGGAGCACCAGAUGUCACCUUUACUGUGGCACAGCCGACACAGCAGAUGACACAAGUUUCUCACGCAGAACUGAUGCAGCAGUCGGCAUCUGCGGGAUCCCUGUUCCAGCAAUUGGGGGAUAUUUUUUCCGGUCUUGCAGCAGAUAUGUACCAAGCAGCUACUUCUCGUCUGGCUCCUGACACUGGAGGGACGCCUCAAGUUCCACUUGAUGGGAGGAGUGACAUGGAACAAGAAACCCAAAGCACGAGGAGUAAUGUUAUUCGGAUUUAGGAGAUGACUGCAGCUUAUUGUGCUAUCUAUGAGUAUCAACACUAUUCAUGUUUAUUCUCAAUUUUUGCUAUCUUCAUCUCAUAUGGUACUACGGUUGUUGUGAUGCGCUGUCCGCAUGCGCAGUUACCGACACCUAACUUAGUAAGUAGCUAGAUGAUAAACUUAAAUAGGUACUUAUUUUCAUUUUUUAAAGAAAAGAGUCGAGGCAUUUUAUUCUAUUCUGUCCUACAUAUUUUUCUGGUGCCUGUGCGCAUAUUAACCAAUCGUUUUUAAAGAGUUUGAGUAUUGCAAAUUCAUGAUCUCCGAGAUGUGAAAAUUGGAUGUGAAGAAAUACAUCUACAAGAGUUCUAGUGCUGUAUUAAGAAGUAUGCUUUUGCCGGUUUCGGAAGUAGUUUGUCGUAAGAAAGUGCAAAAUCUAUCACACUUAAAGAUCUGAGGCUGUCCUUAUUUCCCGCACUAUCUCAAGUGCUACUAGUACUGCCACUUAUAGAAGGAUAACAAGGAAAAAGAUGACUGUCACUCGCUCCUGUUGUACUAGUCUAUCAAAAUAUAUUAAGCAUUAACCCAUGCAAAACGUCGAUGUCGUUACAUCAUUAAUUAAUCUACUGCUUGAGCAGCCUAUACUGAAACCUAGGUAGUAGAAAGGUGUAGAAGGUUGACUCUUGUACUUGUUGUCUUGUAGACUGGUUUUUUCGAGUUUGUGGGUAUGCUGGACUGAGUUCUUAGGGCACUGCGGAACCUGAAUGAUUCACCAACCAACUACAUGCAUCCUUUGCCUUAACCACUACAUGCAUCCACCUACUUUCUUGUUCUAUUUGAACUGUUACUUAUUUUCAUGUCUCCGAACGAGAAGAGGUUGGAGGUUCUCAAGAAAUCAGGGUGUCUGUAUAAAUAUGUAAGAAGCUCAUAGCGUAAGAC